This is a messenger RNA of Cokeromyces recurvatus, 654 nucleotides long. RefSeq lists its product as uncharacterized. The record is from RefSeq and is a predicted model, not a curated record. Lineage: Eukaryota; Fungi; Mucoromycota; Mucoromycetes; Mucorales; Mucoraceae. The transcript has a single exon. Bases 1 to 654 code for a protein of 217 amino acids.
AUGUUCCUAAACAGUAUGUACACGGACGGAUACACAUGUAGGGUCUCAUUCUGCAGGAAGGUUCACCCCAUCUCACCCAAUGAUAAAGUAUUCCUGGAGGUAGACGAUUUCACUAGUGAAGAGGUAGAUCUUUACUUCCGUCCUUGCACUGUUGAUCCAAAUAGGUCUGACGUCUUCGUAUCCUAUCAUGAUGAAAACGAUUUGAGACGCUUGUCAACUGCCGAGUAUUACAACAUGAAUAGGACUGUCAACCGACGAAAGUUAGAGCAAGAUAGAAAGAGAAGGUCGAAUAUAGAGCAAAUUGAAACCCACUUACCUUCACCUAAAACUACAAAUGUCCAACAAUAUACAGAAUAUAUUAUAUAUACCCUUCGACAUUUUCAAGCAUUAACAGAUUUUUAUGGCUUUAACACUGCUAGAAUCAAAUGGUGUAACUACAUAGGCUCUCAGCAAGCGAUUGAAAAUGCAAUCAAUAUUCUCAUUGAUGGGUCAAAAAAAUAUAACAAAAAGAAAAGAAAGGAUACUAAAAGGAAUAAGCGGAAGAGGCGCAAGAUCGCAAGCAGUUAUCAAUACGGUCAUCAUGGUAGUUAUCGACCAAAUACAGGGAAAAGAAGGUCAAGGUACAGUUCAUAUUUCUUUUAUUCUUCUUCUUAA